AUGGACAAAUUCGGCAAGUUGGUCCACUACGUUCAUCACAAACUCGGCGGUAACUACACUCCGAUCAGCACUCUCGAUCCCAAUGAAUUUCUCAGCGAUCGGUCGGUUUUUCCAUCAUAUCCGGGGAGUUUAGAUGCGUGCCGCCGCAGAAAUACUGUUUCAUCUUACCCGUUUACAAGAAACUCGCAAAAACUUCUCAGGCUCAGCACGAACACAGCAUUUUUUUUGGUCUCUUUGUUAGUUUACGUCAUAAUGAGCUCAUUCCCCGAAGAGCACGCACGAGGGUCGGAGCCAUUCUAGCAAAAGAUCAGAUAAGAUAAUGACAAAGUUUUCUUUUUCAAAAUCUCCAGAAAAAACGUGUGCAGAACAGUGAAGCGUGAGGGGGAAAAUUCAAAAAAGUGUUGUUGGCGCCAGCGGGUCAGUUUGUUGUCGUUCCGGCGGCCUCUCCUCUUCUUCUCUCCGCUCUCUCUCACUUUUCCACACUCGCUCCCUUUCGCCCGUCCUUCCUUUGCGAACGAGAGAGAGAGAGUGCAGAGAGAGUGCAGAGACGCAGACGGAAAAGAGGCGAAUGUCCUUUCCAUUCAUUGCCACUGAAAGGACAGAUGUUCGGACACUUUUUAUUAGGAAAAAAGAACGAUGCAUCACAAAAUUUCAUGAACAAAAACUGCCUUUUUUGCGGGGUCUUUGAAACUGUAAAUGUUUCGGUUUAACAGUAACGGGUUUUGAGAGAUGCGAUGAAGGCUAGAAAUAGCUCUUUCGUUUCAGCAGACUUUCGAGCAAACUAGCAACUUUCGAGCAAACGUUCAGCGCCACACGGCGACCAAAAACGUAAAAAGGGGCGUGGCCUAGCGCGUGCACGGUUUAUCACCAUUUUGGCGCGAAAUUCGAAAUUUAGCCCCAUUUUUCACGUUUUUCGUCAAAAAUUACCCAAAUUUUGUACGGGUUUCGACGAUGUAAUUGCAUAACUUUGUUAAACUAAUCAUCGCGCGCACUUUUUUCAGCUUAAAACGAGAAGGUUUCAUUCAGAGAAUGAAUCAAUUGAAUCGAUUUUCAAGUUUUGUGCUGAAAAUGCGCGAAUUUCAGUCAUUCGCCGAUACUUUUUGCCGUUUGAACGCUUAAAAUACUUGUAUUAACGUGCUUAAUCACUUCCGACACUCACUUCGUCUCAAAAUUAUCCAGAUGGGCCGGUAUGAAAAUUCAAAAAUUGCGGCGGCGAUUGGCCGCGGAGAGCGUAUUGCGAAAUAUGCCAAAAACGUCUCAAAAGGCGGCGUUUUCACGAAAAUUUCAAUGUUUUCUCUCUUUAAUGUCUCUUCUUUCGUCGAUAUCAAACACAAAAAUAUCGGAAAAGUGCUGGAAUUGCGGCAAUUUUCAGAAAACGCGUCUCAGAUUAGGCCACGCCCCUUUCUACACUUUUGGCGCCAUCAAUUUUUGAGCACACAAGUUAGGUAAAAGUUGCAGAGGUUUGCCGACGAAAGUCGUGAAGAAUCACUGACAACUCAACGUUCCGUCCGAUCAAUCAAAAUUUGCUUGAACUAUUUAUUGUCAAGUUUGUGAAACUGUGAAUCGAAAAAGCAUCGUUUUACAGCUUUUUUUCGCCAGAACCUGAGGGUGUAUAAUAUUAUGUUGUGAGAAGUACGCGCCUUUUUUUGCUGUUUGUGAAACCGAAAUAGUUUUUUUUUUUGUUCUCAAAAUGUUGAAAAUGUCUGUCGACUGUGUGAAAUUGAUGUUUUUUUUUUUGAAAAAAAUCAUCAAGUUGAAGUAAAAAGAGCGGGCUUUUUUCUCGGUUUUUAUUAGACACUUUCGGAGAUUUAAUGAUCGUUUGCUUCGAGGCGAACUUUGAAAUGUGAAUACUGUUGAGUCGACACUAAAUCUGGAAAAAUUGCUCGACUUCUUCCAACCAUUUCUGCAGACUUGGCCACCACAAGACACCGAGAAUAGUGACGGAGUGCGCGCACAGGAACACGAUAAACACGAUGGCGGUGUUCCGUGCGGGAAUGCUCUUCUCCGGCGGCAAAGACGGACUCGUCGUGCUCACCAACACCGACAACGGCGACGUCCAUCAAACGUGGCAGAGCCGCACCGAAAUCAACAAAAUGUGCUAUCGGAAUUACGUGGCGAAGCACUCGCUGGUCACCGGCGGCCGCGACGGAACUCUCAGUCUGUGGGUGUUCGCGCUCAACCAAACCUGCGAGCCGGCCGCCGUUUUCGACGGACACCAGUUCGGAGUCACCGGGCUCGUCAAUCUUUGCGGUACGCUCUUUUUUUUUCGCGGUUUCUAAUAGGUUUUAUACAAAAAAUUUUAUGUUAGGUGAAAGAAACUCGAAAUACGUAUCGUAUUAUCGCUUUUACUCGAGGCGAUACGAUUUUUUGAAAAAUUACAGAAAGCGCCCGUAGUGUUAACACCCUGGCAGGCCGUACGGGCGAGGUACGCGUGGCGUAGUGGUUGCGUUUUGGCUUGGUAGGCUUGAGGUCGCGGGUUCGAAUCCUACUGGCUGAAAUUCGUUUUUGCAUUGAUUACCCGGGGUCUGGCCUCAUUUUUUUCUGUGUUUAUAGUCAUUCGGAACCUAAUUUUUGCUUUUGUUCUUCGAAAAAAGACUCUACGGUGAAUUUUUCUCAAGAAAAAAAGAUAAUUACUGUUUCUGGUCCCUGCCGAAACUUUCUACGAUUGUUCAGCUCCACUCGCUUCACACAUCGAGCUAGCUUUGUUUAUAAAUUUUUCAGAGCUCAUUUAUGUUUCGUUAUUUACAGAGGCCAGGCGGGAGCUUUUAGUUAGACCCAGUUGUAGCUCAGGAAUUUAAACUCAACAUAUCUCAGCUGCCAGUGGAGAUAUCAAAAAGUUGUCAACUGACAAAUUGUUCACUGAGACAUUUUCUACAUUUUCCAAGUUGACAACUUUUCGAUAUCUCUACACACAACUGAGAUACACGACUUUGAAUAGACCGACAAUAUUUUGCAGACACUCAAUUCAUGAGCGGCUCUCGUGAUUGCACCGUCAAACUGUGGGACGUUGAACGGUCGACGCCGGUGCUCAGCGAGACGAUAAACCGUAACCUGUGCACUCACAUGAGCCACGAUGCCAACACAAAAAUGGUGGCCCAGUCGUCCGAGGAUAAAAGUGUCCGGUAGGUGACAUCGCGAGAGUUUUUGAGACGACAAAAAUUUGACAAAAUUCGCAGAAUCUGGGACCCUCGAAACCUGGAAGUGGCUAUUGAGUUUCCACGAAAACGACACAUUCAAAUGUACUGCGAGUUCGGCGGCGACAAUCGGCUCUUCUCGUGCUCCAAUGGAUUCAAUGGCGAUGGGUGUGAGAUUACGGUAGGUCUCAUUUUUUUCCGUGUCUUGAGAAUGUCUUUUGAACGCCAUGAACGGCAAAUUUGGAUUAUGUCGGCGUCGGCGCAGAAAGACGGAAGACGGAAGUCGGAAACCGGAAAAUGGAAUACAGUGUGGUGCACUUUUUGCGCGCCUAAAACCUUUUGGGACCAAACCACCAUUUUGCACGCAAAAUCAAUCUGUUUUCCGUUCCGAUAUUAUCGAUUUACAGUCGUACGACGUGCGUAACCCGCGUGCGGUCCGUGAAGGCCGGGGCCACGAGGGAAACGUGACUUCGCUGGCGAUCCUUCACUUCGACGCACCAUCGAGACGGCUUCUCGUCUCCGUUUCGGCCGACAAGCGCAUCCGAAUUUGGAGGACCGAGGAGGAGGGCGUUAACGGUAAUGGUCCCCCCCCAGACCGAUAAUAUUCAAUCUUCUUUUUCAGUUCUCAAACCACUUUGGGACGAAGAAGUGCCUCUGGAGGCGGACAAUCUUCAAGUUGCCACGUAUCCAGAAGGACAGUGAGUUCUAUUAUGGCUAUAAGUAAAGUAUCGAUUUAAUUUGACUACUUUCGGAUAAAAUCAAUAACCCGGUAGUCAUUGAAAAUUAUCGAAUUGGCCCAAAACUUUUCUGUUUUAUGAAACUGCAAAAAUGCGAAAAGUCGGGACAACAGACAAUUAGUCAAUGCAUCAAAACUAGAAACCAGUUUCAAUGGAUAAAAGCUGGAUUUAUCGACACAUUUCAUAGAACUGUUAAAAAUUUCGAAUUUUUUUUCUCGAGCGCUCGUAAAUUGCGGAGUGUCGUUGUAAGUUUUGAAGAUUUAAAAAAUUUAAGAAAAAUUUUACAGAAAACAUGGAAAGAACGCGGCCUCCUGUUGAAAAUUAAUUAAUCGGCCGCCGCGUAAAUCGACACGGCCCGCCUGUUGCAAGUGCGCCCCAUUGAAAUCAUUCGCGCCGUGGGAGACCGUCAAUCGAUCGAUAAUCAUUUCAGCAUAAUCGUGUCGGGCGGAAAAGGUCGUCUCAUCCAUUACCACGCGAGAUUCGUCGCCCAACGCAUCAUCCUCGACGUGCUUCUCCUUCAAAAAUGCCGGAAAAUUGCCCAAAGUGCGAGUGCCCACGUUCUUCGCUAA
Molecule: messenger RNA, 4440 nt
Organism: Caenorhabditis sp. 36 PRJEB53466
Lineage: Eukaryota; Metazoa; Nematoda; Chromadorea; Rhabditida; Rhabditidae
Source: the annotation of a GenBank genome assembly